AUUCCAUUGCAGUUUUGACAUACAUCUAACUUAACGCAUUAUUGCCAUUAAAAAAUUACGAAAAUUAUUUUAGACGUGUGUUGUCCCGCGGUUCUACAGAGAAGAAAAAAUUCAUAAAAUUGAUUACAGAACUCGAGAAAUUCAAUAUUUCUUUUCUAAUUUAUUGUUAUUAAACAACGGUCUCGUUGGGCUUGCUGAAAAGUGUGUGACUCUGAUUUAUCAAAGGGAGAAAAAAAAAACUUUUGCCAACCAAAAAGAAAAAGUUCUUCGAGUAAAAAAAAGUGAAUUUAAAAGCGAAGAAAAACUUAAAAGCAGUGCCGAGUGGAUAGACCUGGAUGACUUUUUUUGGAUUUGGCUGUUCGGAUUCAACAGAAAUGCUUCACAGAAUACGAUCAAGUAUACAAAUCGUAAACGGCGCACAUUAGCAGUAGCAUGGAUUUUAUCAACACAAGUAGCGUUUCGUUUCCACUUUCUUUGUUUUCAUUAUGUUCAAAUCGAUUUUGAAUUCGAUUCAAAAGAAUGUUAUUGGCGCCACGAUAUUUGGAAAAUCACCCACAAUGAGCACGUCAGACGAAACUAUACCCGCAGAGCCAAUACCUUUGAUCGAUGUGAACGACGAUCCAAUUACACUUAACAGUUCAACAGAGGAAACUGAGAACACUGUAGAUGCACUAGCCGAAUGUGACGAUCCACUAUGCGAUCCAUUGGCACUAGAUGACAGCAGCGUCAGUACCGAGCUAGCUGAUGUUGCUGAUAAGACGCUGACCGAUCUGAAGGCGGCCAGUGACGGUCAAAUAAUACUCAUAGACGUAAAUAUUUUAAGGAACGUUGAACAAAACGAAUUGAUUGGCAGCAGAGACAUUCAAACGGAGGAUUUGAUUGAAACGAUCGAAGAGGGUGUACCUAGUGAUGGUUCGGAUUCUGGAGUUGCGUCGGACGGAUCGAUUAUUGAGAGUCGUCCGCAAAUACCAAGCAUCGUGGCCAAACGCAGUUGCCUGAAGCGUCGUUCCUCGGAUCUGAUACUCGCCGACAAUGCGAAGCGAGUUAAGCGAAAUAUCAAAUUUGAUGGCGUGAAUGUCUUCUAUUUCCAACGAGUGCAGGGAAACAGUUGCGUUCCGUCGCAGGGCGGAUGUACACUCGGUAUGGCCCGACAUCAUAUGUACAAUCGCACCUUUUCGUCGCUCUCUGAACAUGCAGCCGAACAGAGACGCAUUCAUCGCUUACAGGACAUGAACGCGAACAAUUCGUCAACGGAUGAGUCGGAAACGGAAGACGAAGCGAGUGAAAAUAGCGGUUCUGAUUUGGACGCCGAAACGAAUGGAUUCUUACAGCCUGUGCCUGCUCGACAGCGAAGAGUUAUGCUGAAAACGGCUGGAGUGCUGAAAAUCGACACAAAUGAAAAGGAUGAGUGCCGGAAGAUUCGUACGUCGCGAGAGAUGUGCGGCUGUAGUUGUAGUGGCUAUUGCGAUCCGGAUACAUGCUUUUGCAGCCAAUCGGGUAUUCAAUGCCAGGUGGAUCGACCAAAUUUCCCAUGCGGCUGUUCACGGCACGGUUGCGACAAUGUGGUUGGUCGUGUAGAAUUCGAUCCGGAACGUGUCCGGAUUCAUUUCAUUCACACAAUUUUACGCUUAGAAUUAGAAAACAAGCAAAAUCGAUCGGAAGAGAUCGUGUUCAAAAAUGAUGUGUCACGGCAAUGGCAUCCGCAAACCCGACCGCCCGAUAUCAGUGCGUCCGGCUCAAUUAGUGAUUUUUCCAAUUGUAACUACGGCUCGGUCGCCUUUGACAACCUAUCCCAUCGAAGUAGCACGUCAAUGGCCGCUGAUCGAACCAUGAAAGACUAUGAUCGAACCAAUCAAUCGAUGCCAUCACAUUCGGAUACUAGUAAUUUAAUUGAAUUGGCCAACCGGCCGUCGGACGAUGAUACGUUAAAUUUACACUACGAUUACCGCAACGAGGAAUUCAGCACUGAGUCGCUGAUAAAUUCGAACAUCGUCACGGAUAUCGUCGAUAAAGGCGGCGACGUCGGUACCGUUAAUAGCUUUAAUUCGACGUUUAAUGAAUUUUUGGAGCGAACAUACAACUUAGGAGGUACAGAUCAUUACCAACACCAUUCCGCUUUUUUAUCGUCACCGCAUAGUGGAUCCACAUCGUCGGGCAUAGUUGAUUCAUCGACCAUCGACAACAUUCCCUACGUCCUUUGUGAUGAACCGAUACCAAAUAGUGACACUGCAAUACCAUCAACAUCGUCGCAACAUUUCGCCACCAAACUGGAUGGCGGAGCGUCGCUACUGCACAAUGACAUCGCCGAAUUUCGAAAUAGUGAGGCGAAUGCGACGGAAUCGAAUGAAAAGCAACAAUUGGAUGAUUCGAUGCGUGCCGAUGUGAUCACGGAAUUGUUGAACCAUGAAAUUGAUGUUGAAGAGGAAAUACCAUCGGUCAUGGUAACACUGGAAUCGAGUAAAACGUGUGGAACGGUUGAAGAUGAAGAUUUCUCGUUGUGCGUUACCGACGACGAAGAGUGUGCGGAUAAAAAUGAAUUGAAUAAUUUAUAAUGAAUGUGAAAUGUAAUUAUUAAAACAGAAAACAGAAAAAAACAUUGUUAUGAAGCG
Molecule: messenger RNA, 2609 nt
Organism: Bradysia coprophila
Lineage: Eukaryota; Metazoa; Arthropoda; Insecta; Diptera; Sciaridae
Gene: Axud1
Product: AXIN1 up-regulated 1
Biological process (GO): regulation of transcription by RNA polymerase II
Cellular component (GO): nucleus
Molecular function (GO): DNA-binding transcription factor activity, RNA polymerase II-specific; sequence-specific DNA binding
Source: RefSeq, a predicted model, not a curated record